AUGAUAACCAGAAAUGAGGUACCUAGCAAUUUUAGCUUGAACCUUACUGAGUUCAGUUCUCUUUUUGUUUCAGACAAUCAUUCUAAUGUUGAGAUCAUAGGAGGCGAAGACAUUCCCAUUCAUAAGGCACCGUACAUGGCAUCUUUGCGUUACAACCGAACUCAGCACUAUUGCGGUGCCUCUAUAAUACACAAAAGAUUCCUGAUCACAGCCGCUCACUGUAUAUUGCCUAAUAUCACGUACAAUAUAUUAGUAGGCACUUCUCUAUUGGACCGAGGUGGGACAGUUUACGACAUCGAAAAAUUUAUAGUCCACGAAUCUUAUUCGAAGAUCACUAAAGACUUUGAUAUAAGUCUUAUAAAAUUGAAAAGACCUCUGGAGUACGGGCCGAAUAUUGCCGAAGUGCCUCUCGCCGAUAGCAGAUUGAAACUUAGGAGCGGUAAUAUGUUUAGUGUGACCGGCUGGGGCGUGACCGACGUAAGUUGA
Messenger RNA from Bombyx mandarina (wild silkworm), 486 nucleotides. Its product is annotated as chymotrypsin-2. Gene Ontology annotation, molecular function: serine-type endopeptidase activity. The record is from RefSeq and is a predicted model, not a curated record. NCBI's taxonomy places the organism in Eukaryota, Metazoa, Arthropoda, Insecta, Lepidoptera, Bombycidae. Gene Ontology annotation, biological process: proteolysis.